AUGGCUUUCUACAAAGUGAUCUGUGCGGUGACUCUGCUGACUCUCCUGACACAAGUGUGUGGUCAGCCUAAGCUCAACACCAAGAUUGUUGGAGGACAGGUGGCCUCUGAAGGCAGCUGGCCCUGGCAGGCCAGUCUGCAAGACUCUACAGGGUUCCACUUCUGUGGAGGAUCCCUCAUUAACAAUGAAUGGGUGCUGACUGCUGCUCACUGCUUCGCAAGCACAGACCCAAAGGCUGUGACUGUGGUUCUGGGUCUCCAGAGUCUACAGGGAUCAAACACCAAUAAAGUGUCUCAGACAGUAUCACAGAUCAUCAUUCAUCCCAGCUAUAAGUCUGGAACUAAAGAAAAUGACAUCUGCCUGCUGAAGCUCUCCUCACCGGUGACAUUUAACACCUUCAUCCUGCCCGUCUGCCUGGCAGCCCCAGGCAGCACCUUCUACAACGGCACUGCAGCCUGGGUCACCGGCUGGGGCGACAUUGGAUCUGGAGUGUCCCUUCCUUCCCCAGGAAACCUAAUGGAGGUGCAGGUACCGGUUGUGGGGAACAGACAGUGUAACUGUGACUAUGGAGAGGGCAGGAUCACAGACAACAUGAUGUGCGCCGGGUUAAGUGCUGGAGGGAAGGACUCCUGUCAGGGGGAUUCAGGAGGUCCGAUGGUGAGCAAGCAGGGCGGUCACUGGAUCCAGGAGGGAGUCGUCAGUUUUGGAAGAGGCUGUGCCCUGCCUAAUUUCCCAGGGGUCUACACCCGAGUGUCCCAGUAUCAGUCCUGGAUCAACAAACAGAUCACCAGCAACCAGCCAGGCUACAUCACCUUCACGUCCAAUGGGACUGACAGUGACCUCAACGUCACCUGUUCUGACCUGCCACUAACUACAACUACUCUCACUUCAACAACUCUCGCUCCAACAACCACAGCCCCACCUGUGGUCUGUGGCCAAGCCCCACUGAAUUCAGGUGUUCUGGGAGGAAGCUCUGUGGCGACAGCUGGUGUUUGGCCAUCGAUGGCGAGCCUACGGAACAAUGGAAGUCAUGUGUGUGGCGGGACUCUGGUGGCUUUGGACUUUGUGUUGAGCAACGCCAACUGCUUCUCAAGUUCACCCAUAGCGUCUGAAUGGACUGUCGUUUUGGGUCGUUUGAAUCAGAAUGGAUCCAACCCCUUUGAGGUGACACUGAAUGUGACAAAUAUCACUCUGAGCAACCUCACUGGGUCUAAUGUAGCAGUGCUGCGUCUGGCAACCAGACCCACCCUGUCCAACUACAUCCAGCCCAUCUGCCUGGACAACGGACAAACCUUCGCUGUGGGUUUGACGUGCUGGGCUGCUGGCUGGAGCGCCGGGCAAGGAGGGGUUGAACAAGUUCUGCAGCAGUUACAGACCUCUGUGGUAAGCUGUGGAAACGUAUCAACGAGUGACAGCAUUUGUACAAACUCUUUCACACUGGGGCAGGGUGGUUCUGGCGGUCCAUUGAUGUGUAAGCAGGGCGGCUCUUGGUUCCAGGCAGCAGUGUUGUCAGUUGAAAACAACAGCACCAGUCAAACACGAGCAGAUCCAGUGAUGGUCUUCACCAAACUCAGCCACUUUCAGUCCUUCCUGGCUCAGACAGUGGGGACGUUCUUAUCUCCAGCCUCCAACACCACCAACACCACCAGCAGCAGCAGCACAACUGCCACCAAUACACUCACUACCAGCGGGGACGCUCCUGCUCACUCCCCCAUGUUUUUCCUCCAUCUCCUCAUCUUCUCUAUGUGUCUCCACCUCUUUUCAUAGAUGUGACGAGCACAAAUUAAUGUCAACAAUCAACAACCUUAAAUUUGAGAGCUAGUGUAGGCUUAAAGCUGCUUUAACUACUCUAUGACUUGAUUCUGCCUCUGUUGGUGACGGGACGCCCUCUGCUUUCAGUCUAAAAAUUUCUUUAAUACAAUGAUAAAAUGUGAAAUCAAUUCUAAUAUGUUUUUUAACUAACUGAUUAUUUUGAAUGAGUCUUAAAUUGAAUCCUAAAGUGCCACUUAUGUUAUAGUUGCAAAAAAUGUAUCCAGAUGUUAUGUACAUGAUAAAAUAUGAUUGAACAAAUGGCUUAAAAAAAAAAACUUCUGAGGUCUGAGGAACAGUUACAGUAUGCCCAUCAUCUACCUCAUUUGAUUAGUGCUACUGUACCAUAGCGUGUAUUUCUCUGAACUUAACAUUUGGCAUUUUCUCUAAAUACUGAAGCUGCACUUUACAUUAAUAAUUAUUUGGUUUGAAAGUUUAUCUAUUUGGAAUAAUGACCUGCUUUUAACCCUUCCUGUCUGAUGCUUUUAUGCUUUGAGCACAUUUGUAUUCUGUUUUGUUUCUGAAAAGCAGCACAUUAUAAGAUGUUCUGGUUAAUUUCUACAAAAUUAAAGACAAAGAAAAUGUG
Messenger RNA from Micropterus dolomieu (smallmouth bass), 2395 nucleotides. RefSeq names its product prostasin-like. Gene Ontology annotation, biological process: proteolysis. Gene Ontology annotation, molecular function: serine-type endopeptidase activity. The record is from RefSeq and is a predicted model, not a curated record. The transcript is spliced from 9 exons. Bases 1 to 1767 code for a protein of 588 amino acids. Lineage: Eukaryota; Metazoa; Chordata; Actinopteri; Centrarchiformes; Centrarchidae.